Messenger RNA from Linderina pennispora, 1782 nucleotides. RefSeq lists its product as uncharacterized. The coding region runs from base 1 to 1782 and encodes 593 amino acids. NCBI's taxonomy places the organism in Eukaryota, Fungi, Kickxellomycota, Kickxellomycetes, Kickxellales, Kickxellaceae. Gene Ontology annotation, cellular component: cytoplasm; actin filament. The transcript has 5 exons. Gene Ontology annotation, molecular function: actin filament binding; actin monomer binding. The record is from RefSeq and is a predicted model, not a curated record. Gene Ontology annotation, biological process: actin filament depolymerization; barbed-end actin filament capping.
AUGUCAUCUCUGUCGAGUGGAAUUGCAGCUGCACCAAAGCUCAAGCAGUUCUUGGACGAGUCUGCUGAGGGACAGCAUUCGGACAUCUCUGUACUGCGUGUGCAAAUUCGCGGCGUGGACCUGGUCGAGACGGGCCGGAAGAGCGGGCCGGCCAAUGGCGACCUGACGCAGCUCGAUGAACUGCUCGGCGACGAUCCGGCCUGGUACCUCGUUACAUGGAUGCCUGAGGGCAAGGUUGGUGUUAGCAAUCGCAUGAUCUACGCCUCGUCGCAGUCCAAGCUGAAGGCAGCAGUUGGGUUCGGCAAUGUCGAGGACUCGCUGCAGUUCUCAUCAAAAAACGAGGCAUUUGGCAAGGGCAUCUCACAGGGUGCUGAGAGUCUGUCACUUCAAGGCUCAGAGCCUGCGCCAGAGAAGCCGGCCCCGGCCCCCAAGCCCGUGCUGGCCUCCAAGCCUGCCCCGAACCCCAAGCCUACAUCGGUUGCAGCCCUGUCAGCACCUACUGCCACAGCCCAGCGGCUGGCAGGCCAAGCACCGCCGGUGGUGCAGCCCAAACCCCAGGGCCUCGGCAGCAGCAGUGGCGUGUUUGUGAAGAAGCUCGACCCCCGCCUCGCCAUGUCCCAUGAGCAGUUGCAGCAGAUGCGCACGCACUUCCGCACCUACACCACGCCAUCAAAGCCCGACUACGAUCCCAACAACCAGCACGCCAACCAAAGCGGGCUCAAGCAGACGGUCGCCGCAGCCUCUGGCGGCUUCCACACAGUCAGCCUGCCGCUGUCGCAGAGUGCAAAGGACGCCCUGAACAACUUGGUCUCGGACAGCUCCAUCGCUGUGGUCGAGCUGCAGGUUGAAGGCGGCAAGAGCAUCACAGUAGUACGCACAUAUCAGUCUGCCGACAGCUUCUCGCCAUGCACAGCUGAGCCGCGCUUCUAUGUGAUGAACUCCCAGCCACACCGUGUCUUCAUCUACUCGUGUCCCGAGGGAUGUGCACCGCGUCUGCGCAUGGUUUACUCCACUGCCACUCAGCGGACGCUAGCGCAGAUCCAGGAGCUUGGGUGUCAGCUCACACACAAGCUCUCAGUGUUCUCAGCCAAGGAAUGCACGUCCAGCAGCAGUAGCAGCCGCUCCGGCUCAGUCCCUGCCUUCACGGUUCGCUGCCGGGACCACUCGCUCCCUUGGAUGCGUUUACCGACGAGGCCGGGUUCCGGAAGGCGUUCUCUGAUGUCAGGCCGGAUGCCCCGGCGCCUGCGCCAUUCAAGACGCCAUCGCCAGCGCAGUCAUUUAAGACCCUAUCGCCAGCCCAAUCUUUCAAUACCCCGUCGCCGUCGCAGUCGUUCCGUUCAGCAGUCUCAAGUCCAGUCACAAAACGACGGUGUCGACUCGAGUCCCAAUACUGGCGCUGCUGCAUGGGGCGUACAGCUGAAAUCUGGCUCGCACAAUGGCUCUCCACGCCCGCCCGUGAGAGGCAGUGCCGGUGUCUCGCCAAAACAGACACCGCCGCCGAGAUCGCCAAAGCCUGAGACGGAGAUCAUGCACUCGUCGCUUCCCGGUUUGCGCCAUGUCUCCAAGGGCGACCAAGCCUCCAAGGGCAACCAGGUCUCGACCAGCGAAAAGCAGUGGGACCCGUGGCACCCAGUUAGCACCGUUGAUGACUCUGUGAAGUCUACUGCGCCAGAGUCGUCCUUGCAGAGUGCAGUGUUCACAAAGGAGGCUUCGACGAAGGAGUCCAUUCCGUCCCUCAUGGGCGACAUUACGUAUCCGCCUCUUCAAGAUCAGGAUAAAUGA